AUGGAGACCGCAGAAAAAACCCCGUUGCAGCAUCCACGAGUGUUUCUCAGCUUUCGAGGAGCCGAGAUGCGCCAGAGCUUUGUCUCUCACCUCGAGAUGGCCUUGCAAAGGGACGGAGUCAACCUUUAUGUAGACCAAGAGUUGAUGCGUGGAGAAUCUAUGAAAUCUCUUUUCAUGGGGAUCGAAGAGUCGAUGAUCGCGCUUGUAAUCUUCUCUAAAAGGUACACUGAAUCGUUCUGGUGCUUAGAGGAGCUGGUUAAGAUCAAAGAACGAGCUGAGGAAGGUAAACUCAUCGUCAUUCCCAUUUACUACAAGCUGAAUCCAUCCGACGUGAGAGAGCUUGAUGGAGAUUUCGGUAUUAACUUGUGGAAUCACGUGAAGCGUACUUCUGAGUUUGACAAGCUCAGUAAAUGGAAGGAGGCUUUGCAUUUCGUUUCGGACAGGAAUGGGUUGACGUUUACUCAGGACAGGGAUGAGAGCGCGUUUAUUGUUGACAUCGUCAAGUUUGUCAAGAUAGUAAUUUACCAUCUUUUAUGGGAUGUAAAGUCUGAUGUAUAUCCAAAGGAAGCUGAUAGUGUCCAAACUGAAGUCAAAUUCCAAGGAAUUUUGAGAAAGGAUGAUGGUUUGAAUUUGAUAAAGGAUGACGAAUUCCUUGGUGAAGCAAACUCUGACGCAACAUCUAAGUUACAGGACAGCGCUGAGAUCAAUAAAGUUGAUCCUUUCAGUGAAGAAAAGCAAGGAAAUGUAAGCGAAAGCUCUACCAUGGCGACCUACCCACCACAGCAUCAAGUAUUCAUAAAUUUUAGGGGAGCCGAGCUGCGCCAUGGCUUUGUCAGCCACCUCACGGGGGCUUUAAAAAGGAACGGAGUCAACGUCUAUGUAGAGGCUAAUGAGUUGAAGGGUAGCGAUCUUAGUAGCCUUUUCAAUAGGAUCGAGGAGUCCAACAUCGCACUUGUAGUCUUCUCUAGCAGGUACACAGAGUCGCGAUGGUGCUUAGACGAGCUGUUGAAGAUCAAAGAGCUUAGGGACGAAGGCAAACUCCUAGUCAUUCCAAUCUUCUACAAGGUGGAGCAAUCGCAUGUUACUAAUCUUAAGGGAGAAUUCGGUGACAAUUUUUGGACUUUGUGGCGUAUUAAUCGGGAUAACCAUAUCAUUAAAUGGAAGGAAGCUUUGAAGUCUGUUGCGUCCAAUAUGGGCAUCUACUUGGAGGACGGUUCUGAGAGCAAGGGCAUCUCUUUCAUCGUCAACGAAGUCAAGAAAGUCCUAGAGAUUUUUUCGCAGCGGGAAGGAGAAAACCCAUCUCUCUUUCCUUCUACUGAGAAAGGCAAAAGUACUGAAUUGCCUACAAGAAAAGGAGAAAAGCAUGAAACUUAUCUUAACAAGUCUCACCUCUUUGGAAUGGAGCAACGCAUGGAACAAUUGGAGAAGAAGUUAGAGUUUGAUUGUAACGAUACACGAAUUAUUGGAGUUGUUGGGAUACCUGGUAUUGGUAAAACAACUCUCGCAAUGAUGCUGCAUGAAAAGUGGAACCGCAAGUUUACACGUUGUGUUCCUCUUCUGGGUAUCCAUGAGAACUCAAAGGAAAAUGGGCUGGUGUGGCUACAAAAGACACUCCUGGAACUUUUACUCGAGGUGAAGUUUCCAGUGAUAAGUGACAAGAUAACACAUCAGUCUGUGAAAGUUGACCUACUUAAGACCAAGUUUUUUGCUGUUCUGACUGAUGUGAGUGACAAGAAACAGUUACAGUUUCUCCUCGGUGACCUUGACUGGAUUAAGAAGGGAAGCAAGAUUAUAAUUACAACGUGUGACAGGUCAUUGCUUGAUGGAUUUGCUCGUGAUACUUAUGUGGUCCCGAAAUUGAAUGGUAGAGAGGCUUUUCAACUCUUUAGUUCUCAUGCAUUCAGUGGUCAAAUCUGUAGUCCCACCAGUACCUUCCUGACGCUCUCUAGAAAGUUUGUGGAUUAUGCUCAAGGACACCCACUGGCUCUCAAAUUACUAGGUACGGAACUUUAUGGGAGAGACGAGGCUUACUGGAAAUGUAAAUUGGAAAUGGUGACAAAAACGUCCAACAAGACACUCCAAGAAGUCUGGAGAUUCUCUACUGAACUUAAUGAGAAGCAGAAAGAUGUAUUUGUCGACAUAGAGUGCUUCUUUAAAUCAGAGGAUGAGUACUUUGUUAGGAGUUUACUGGAUUCAGGAGAUCCUGACUCUAUAGAUGCUGUGAGUGAAGUAAAAGAUCUCGCCAACAAAUUCUUGAUUACAAUUACUGACGGCCGAGUAGAAAUGAACGUUCCACUGUGUACGUUCUCUAAGAACCUUGGUUCUCGUCAGUGGCUUAGGCUAUGCAACUACGAAGAUAUCAUCCACAAGCUAAAGAAAAUGCAAAAAUCAGGUGCUAAUAAGGUAAGAGGUAUUUUCUUAGACACGUCAAAGUUAACAGAGAGCAUGUGCUUGGACAAUUCAACCUUCAUUAAUAUGCACAAUCUUCGAUAUCUGAAAAUAUAUGAUUCUUGUUGUCCUCGGCAAUGUAAAGCUGACUGCAACUUAUACUUUCCGGAUGGGAUUGAGUUGCCCUUGGAAGAGAUCCGAUAUCUUCAUUGGGUGGAAUUCCCGUUGGAGGAGCUUCCAUUAGACUUCAAACCGGAGAAUCUUGUUGACCUUAGGCUGCCUUACAGCAAGAUUGAACGUGUAUGGGAAGGUGUUAAGGAUACACCACGAUUGAAGUGGGUAGAUCUAAGCUACUCAGCAGAGUUGAUCGACCUAUCAGCUUUGUCGCAAGCUAAAUCUCUUAAAAGAUUAAAUCUUGAAGGUUGCACUAACCUUGAAGAUUUGCCAAAAGAGAUGGAAAAUAUGAAGAGUCUUGCUUUCUUGAACCUCAGAGGAUGCACAAGUCUCUUGUAUUUUCCAGAGAAUAUGAAUCUAAUCUCUCUGAAGACUCUCAUCCUCAGUGACUGCUCAAAUUUUGAAGACUUUCAUGUGAUUUCAGAAAGUAUAGAAUUUCUACAUUUGGAUGGCACAUCAAUCAAAGGACUGCCUCUGUCUAUACAGAACCUCAGGAGGCUUGUCGUGUUGAAUUUGAGAAACUGCAAAAUGUUCGAGUGUCUUCCCAAUUGUCUGGGCAAUCUGAAAGCUCUUGACAAGCUAAUACUCUCUGGUUGUUCAAAGCUUAAGAAUUUUCUGGAUGUCAGGAAUAGCUUAGAACAUCUCCAGAUUUUACUUCUUGAUGGGAUAGGAGCAAAAGAGAUGCCAAGCAUAUCAUGCUUCACUGGAUCCGAAGGCCCAGCUUCCGUAGAUAAGUUCACACAACCUCUAGGAUCACAUUGUAGCGUGAGAGAAUGGCCAUGUGGUGUUAAUGGAGUAUUCUCAUUGCGACGUCUAUGUUUGAGUGGGAAUACUUUUGUCAGCCUGCAACCUGACAUUGAGAAUCUUUAUAAUCUGAAAUGGCUCGAAGUGAAGCAGUGCAAGAAGCUGAGAUCUAUUCCAACGCUACCACCAAGACUUCAGUACUUUGAUGCAGAUGGCUGUGAUUCACUGGAAAGAGUUGCAAAUCCUUUGGCCUUUCGGGUGUCGUCUGAUCAGAACCAUGCCACAUUCAAUUUUUCAAACUGCAACAUGUUGGAUCAAGACGCAAAGGAUAAUAUCAUAUCCUAUACUCGGUGGAGAAGCCAAUUAGUGCUAGAUGAACUCGCACGAUACAAUGGGGGUUUAGUUUUGGAAGCUUUGAUUGGAACUUGCUUUCCUGGAUGGGAAGUACCGGCGUGGUUCAGUUAUCGAGCUUCUGGAUCGGUGUUAAAGCCCAAGCUGCCUCCGCACUGGUAUGACAAGAAGUUUACUGGGAUUGCUCUAUGCGCUGUUAUCGUAUUUGAUGGCUACCACAACCAGAGGAAACGUGUCUUAGUGAAAGGUAAUUGUGAGUUCAAGAAUGAAGACGGGUUUAGAAUCCGCUGUAGCUGCACUGUUGGAGGUUGGAGCGAACCACGUAACAUACCACGAAAGAUUGAGUCGUCUCAUGUCUUUAUUGGCUUCCCGAGUAGGUUGGAUGUCAACAAAAUUAGUGAAGACGACGACGACGGAGAGAAAUGUGUUUGUACUGAAACCUCUAUUGAGUUUCAAGUGACAGAUGGUACGGAAGAGAUAAAAAACUGCGAGGUGGUGAAGUGUGGCUUUAGUUUGGUAUAUGCACUUGAAGAAAGAGGGAAUAUAUAUUGA
This is a messenger RNA of Arabis nemorensis, 4209 nucleotides long. The record is from the annotation of a GenBank genome assembly. Lineage: Eukaryota; Viridiplantae; Streptophyta; Magnoliopsida; Brassicales; Brassicaceae.